AUGGUCAAACAUACGACUUUCGUUGUAGCCUUUCUUGUGGUUUACAUCAACUCCUGGCUCCCCCAGGGCACAUCCUUUGUGUCAGUAUUAGCCUCACCAGCUACAGAAGAAGCACAAUCGAUCCUGUCUUCGCUGUCCGAGGCCAACAGUCAACAAGCUACAAAAGGCGUUUUCUACCCUAGUAAAGUCAGAGAAGAAAUAGAGCUUGCUCAAGCCCUGGAAGAUUACCUCCCAAGACCCGCUGACGACGAUGACGAUGAAGACCUGUACUACUCUGAUGGCGGAGAUGUAGAUAAACGCAGACUUCGGGCCAGUAAGCGACGACUUCGGGGCAGUAAAAGAUCCUUUAGAUACGAUAAAAGACGCCUGCGAUUCGUUAAAAGAAAUGAUUAUAGUUCCGACCAAGAUACUGGGCUGCUUCCAAGACUGCGCUUUCAUGCUGGACAGAGUUUAGAAAAGAAAUGA
This is a messenger RNA of Candidula unifasciata, 465 nucleotides long. NCBI's taxonomy places the organism in Eukaryota, Metazoa, Mollusca, Gastropoda, Stylommatophora, Geomitridae. The record is from the annotation of a GenBank genome assembly.